Cryptococcus wingfieldii CBS 7118 is the source of this 858-nucleotide messenger RNA. RefSeq lists its product as hypothetical. Lineage: Eukaryota; Fungi; Basidiomycota; Tremellomycetes; Tremellales; Cryptococcaceae. The record is from RefSeq and is a predicted model, not a curated record. Bases 1 to 858 code for a protein of 285 amino acids. The transcript has 2 exons.
AUGAACGCUCGAGAAAUCUUGGUUGUCGCAAGUCCCUUAAGCACCUGGAGGAUGGAGCCACAACAUGGCCUCGCCGCCGAGCUCGAACUCGUCAGCGCAUCCCUCCUCCCAUCCGAGAUACUCCACAGCCACGUCUCGCCAGACCACACCGUGUUCACCGUCACCAGCUCCGACAGCCAGCUCUCUUUAUCAGUCUCCGUGGGGCAAGGAUUUCCGAAGAAAGAGAGUGUGGCCGUGGAAAUCAAGGGUGGCCAGAUGGGAAGGGACGAAGCCGCUGGGUGGAUUGACUGGGUCCAGGGCAAGCUUGAAGACUGGGAUGAGGACCAGGACUAUCCGCUCUACGAGGCGAUGACUACACACUUUCUCCCUCUCCUCGCCCCAGUAGGCACUACCCCGUCUCCUCCCCCCUCGAAGCCUCCUGCGUUGGCUCCUGAUGUCCCAACCGUACCUCACCACGCUCUACUGGUCUCUCACCACCUUUUGGCACCUUCCAAACGAAAAGACCUUCACGCCUUAUCCUCAUCUUUGUCCUUGAUAGGCUUCUCAAAGACGGGCCAUCCGGGGAUCAUGUAUGCCAUAGGCGACCUCCUUGAUCUAGAGGAAUGGAUCAGAGAAGUCAAGUCCUGGCAAUGGCUGGCUUUGCGCGUGCGCCUUGCCCCUGUUCCCGUUCCAGAAGAAGCGGGGAACGUGGUGCAGAAGGGUCAAGAAACCGGUGCUCGGGGAGGAAAAGGCCGAGGGGAAUGGACCGAGAUGGAGAAGGUAGGGGAAGCUUUGGAAUGGCUUAGGAAGAGGGGUGGAGAAGAGAGGGCAAAGGUGCUCACGGAUAUCGGGAUCGGAGCGGGUGGGGGUAAGGGUUGA